UUUAUUUUUGAAAGUCUCGUCGCUAGAGUGCACUAGAAUCAAAAACAGCUGUCAAACAGCUGUCCGACACCGACAGUCAGAGGAAUGGCGAAUGGACGAAUCUUUUCUUGCAUAGGAUUAGGAUUUGAGGUUAUAUUGUAUUUUGAUAUUGCAUACUGACUUAUUUUAUAAAUUUAUGUCUGUCAAUUGAAAUUACGGUAUUCCCUGUUUAUUAAGGAAAAUGAAUACAAUAUUCAAACUUGUUCAGCAAAAGUUGGCUCCAUCCAUUUCUCGAGUGGGAACUUAUCAGAAGAUUGUUGAGCGGUCGUUCCAUGCUUUCUCGCAACCUGUGACACAGAUCGCAGUCAAACCAGUUGACCGACCCCUGCUAUCAGCUGGCCAACAAAUCUACCUUAUUCCUUGUUGCGGAUUCAAAUACAAGGAUGUGCUCAAAAAAAGGUGCAGAGACUGUUUUGUAGUUGUGAAAGACAGGCAAGCCAUGGUUUUGUGCAACACUCAUCCCAGACACAAGAUGAAGCGAAUAAUGCCCAAAGAGAAAGACACGUGGAUUGUAACUCAUCACACUACUGGCAAAUUUAGGGAAUGGUGAUAGGUUCUAGAUUUUGUAAUAGCUAUUUGUAGAUAUUAAAAGGGCACGUGUUUGCUAAAA
Nilaparvata lugens (brown planthopper) is the source of this 649-nucleotide messenger RNA. It is a transcript of the gene mRpL36, whose product is annotated as 39S ribosomal protein L36, mitochondrial. The record is from RefSeq and is a predicted model, not a curated record. Gene Ontology annotation, cellular component: ribosome; mitochondrial large ribosomal subunit. The coding region runs from base 221 to 589 and encodes 122 amino acids. Gene Ontology annotation, molecular function: structural constituent of ribosome. The transcript is spliced from 2 exons. Lineage: Eukaryota; Metazoa; Arthropoda; Insecta; Hemiptera; Delphacidae. Gene Ontology annotation, biological process: ribosome biogenesis; translation.